CGACGCUGAGGGCGCGCGCGGCGGUGGGCUAUUACCCCCGCUUUUCGCCAUUCUUUUUCCUGUGCACUCACCACGGGGAGCUGGAAGGAGAUGGGGAGCAGGGCGAGGUGCUCAUUUCCCUGCACAUUGCGGGCCACCCCACCUACUACGUUCCGGGACAAGAAUACCAUGUGACAAUUUCGACAAGCACCUUCUUUGAUGGCUUGCUGGUGACUGGACUGUACACGUCUACCAGUGUCCAGGCUUCACAGAGCAUUGGAGGGUCUAAUGCAUUUGGGUUUGGUAUCAUGUCUGACCACCAGUUUGGUAACCAGUUUAUGUGCAGUGUGGUGGCCUCUCAUGUGAGUCAUCUGCCCACAACCAACCUCAGCUUUGUCUGGAUUGCUCCACCUGCUGGUACAGGCUGUGUGAAUUUCAUGGCUACAGCAACACACAGGGGCCAGAUUAUCUUCAAAGAUGCUUUAGCCCAGCAAUUGUGUGAACAAGGAGCUCCAACAGAGGCCACUGUGCACCCGCAUCUAGCUGAAAUUCAUAGUGACAGUAUUAUCCUACGAGAUGACUUUGACUCCUACCACCAAAAAGAAUUGAAUCCAAACAUAUGGGUGGAAUGUAACAACUGUGAGACUGGAGAACAGUGUGGUGCAAUUAUGCAUGGCAAUGCUGUCACCUUCUGUGAGCCAUAUGGUCCAAGAGAAUUGAUUACCACAAGCCUUAAUACAACAACAGCUUCUGUCCUCCAGUUUUCCAUUGGUUCAGGUUCAUGUCGCUAUAGUUAUUCAGACCCUUGUAUCAUCGUGUCAUAUGCCAAGAAUAAUACUGCGGACUGGAUUCAGCUUGAGAAAAUUAGAGCCCCUUCCAAUGUCAGUACUAUCAUCCACAUCCUCUACCUUCCUGAAGACGCCAAAGGGGAGAACGUCCAGUUUCAGUGGAAGCAGGAAAAUCUACAAGUAGGUGAAGUGUAUGAAGCCUGCUGGGCCUUAGAUAACAUCCUCGUCAUCAACUCAGCUCACAGACAAGUUGUUUUAGAAGAUAAUCUGGAUCCAGUAGACACGGGCAACUGGCUUUUCUUCCCGGGAGCUACAGUGAAGCAUAGCUGUCAGUCAGAUGGGAACUCCAUUUAUUUCCAUGGAAAUGAAGGCAGCGAGUUCAAUUUUGCCACCACCCGGGAUGUAGAUCUUUCUACAGAGGAUAUUCAAGAGCAGUGGUCAGAAGAAUUUGAGAGCCAGCCUACAGGGUGGGACAUCGUGGGAGCUGUCAUUGGUACAGAAUGUGGAACAAUAGAAUCAGGUUUAUCACUGGUCUUCCUCAAAGAUGGAGAGAGGAAAAUAUGUACCCCUUACCUGGACACUACUGGUUACGGGAACCUGAGGUUUUACUUUGUUAUGGGCGGGAUUUGUGAUCCUGGAGACUCUCAUGAAAAUGAUGUUGCCCUGUAUGCGAAAACUGAAGGAAGAAAAGAACACAUUACGUUGGAUACUCUUUCCUAUUCCUCAUACAAGGUUCCAUCUUUGGUUUCUGUAGUCAUCAAUCCUGAUCUUCAGACUCCUGCUACCAAAUUUUGUCUCAGGCAAAAGAACCAUCAAGGACAUAACAGGAAUGUCUGGGCCAUAGAUUUUUUCCACGUCUUACCUGUUCUCCCUUCUACAAUGUCUCACAUGAUACAGUUUUCUAUUAAUCUGGGAUGUGGAACACAGCAGCCUGGAAACAGUAUCAGCUUAGAGUUUUCUACCAACCAUGGGCGUUCCUGGUCGCUACUCCACACUGAAUGUUUGCCUGAGAUCUGUGCUGGACCCCACCUCCCUCACAGCACUAUUUACUCCUCUGAAAACUACAGUGGGUGGAACCGAAUAACAAUUCCCCUUCCUAAUGCAGCACUAACCCGGGACACCCGAAUUCGCUGGAGACAAACAGGACCAAUCCUUGGAAAUAUGUGGGCAAUUGAUAAUGUUUAUAUUGGUCCAUCAUGUCUCAAAUUCUGUUCUGGCAGAGGACAGUGCACUCGACAUGGUUGCAAAUGUGACCCUGGAUUUUCUGGCCCAGCUUGUGAGAUGGCAUCCCAGACGUUCCCAAUGUUUAUUUCUGAAAGCUUUGGCAGUUCCAGGCUCUCAUCUUACCAUAAUUUUUACUCUAUCCGUGGUGCUGAAGUCAGCUUUGGCUGUGGUGUCUUGGCCAGUGGUAAGGCCCUGGUUUUCAACAAAGAUGGGAGGCGUCAGUUAAUCACAUCUUUCCUUGACAGCUCACAAUCCAGGUUUCUCCAGUUCACAUUGAGGCUGGGAAGCAAGUCUGUUCUGAGCACGUGCAAAGCCCCUGACCAACCUGGUGAAGGUGUUUUAUUACAUUAUUCUUAUGAUAAUGGGAUAACUUGGAAACUCUUGGAGCAUUAUUCAUAUCUCAACUAUCAUGAGCCCAGAAUAAUCUCCGUAGAAUUACCAGAUGAUGCAAGACAGUUUGGAAUUCAGUUCAGAUGGUGGCAACCAUACCAUUCUUCCCAGGGAGAGGAUGUAUGGGCUAUUGAUGAGAUUAUCAUGACAUCUGUACUUUUCAACAGCAUCAGUCUUGACUUUACCAAUCUUGUGGAGGUCACUCAGUCUCUGGGAUUCUACCUUGGAAAUGUUCAGCCGUACUGUGGCCAUGACUGGACCCUUUGGUAAGGAUUUCAUCUUUGUUCUUGUUGUUGCACUUUGCAUUAAGGAUUGAAACACAAAGAUGACCUUCCAAUCCAUCUAGCACUUAGUCUUUUGUGUUAAUUGAACACGAACCAUUUGAA
Messenger RNA from Odocoileus virginianus texanus, 2767 nucleotides. Lineage: Eukaryota; Metazoa; Chordata; Mammalia; Artiodactyla; Cervidae. The record is from RefSeq and is a predicted model, not a curated record.